Molecule: messenger RNA, 1198 nt
Organism: Ciona intestinalis (vase tunicate)
Lineage: Eukaryota; Metazoa; Chordata; Ascidiacea; Phlebobranchia; Cionidae
Product: hydroxyacylglutathione hydrolase, mitochondrial-like
Molecular function (GO): hydroxyacylglutathione hydrolase activity
Source: RefSeq, a predicted model, not a curated record
AAACAAAUUUUGUUUUUGGUGUUUGUCGCGUACGGUGAUGCUUGGUUUAGUUCAGCGUUGUGCGUGCAGGUUUGUAAGUUAUCAUUCUAAGCCACUGUCUACUCAACUGAACAAAAUGAAAGUGAAUUUAUUGCCAGCGCUUGAAGAUAAUUACAUGUAUUUGCUAGUGGAUGAAAAAACAAACGAAGCCGCAAUCGUGGAUCCCGUUGAACCGGAUAAAGUUUUAAAAGCAGUUGAGAAAGAAGGCGUUAAAUUGACGACCAUUCUUACAACGCAUCACCACUGGGACCACGCAGGAGGAAAUAAAGAAUUGAUAUCAAAAGUCGGGGCAUCUAAUCUUAAAGUAUAUGGCGGAGACGAUCGUAUUGAUGGAAUUACAACGAAAGCAGUUGAAGGCUUGGAGUUUAAUGUCGGUAGUUUAGAAAUUCGUUGCCUCUUCACGCCGUGUCACACAACUGGUCAUAUUUGUUAUUUUGUAAAGAAUCCAAACACACCUGCUGUGUUUACUGGGGACACACUGUUCGUUUCUGGCUGUGGAAGGUUUUUUGAAGGCACAGCAGAACAAAUGUAUUCUUCCCUUGUUAAAAAACUAUCCAUCCUUCCCCCAGCUACACAAGUAUACUGUGGGCAUGAAUACACAGUCAGCUCACUUAAGUUUGCACAGUUUGUUCAACCCAAUAACCAGCAUGUAUUGGAGAAGCUGAACUGGUCCAUCAAGCAAAGGGAAAAUAAUCAACCUACUAUUCCAUCCACUAUAGCAGAGGAAAUGUUAUACAAUCCAUUCAUGAGAGUCGAAAAUGAAGAGUUACAAAAACGCUGCAAGACCUCUACACCCGUGGAGACUAUGAAGUUCUUAAGAAACGAAAAAGAUCAUUUUAAAGCGAAUGUUUAAAAUGAAAAAUAAAUUUUGCUUACUUACUUUUAUUUUCAUAAAUUUGUUAAUACAUAAUUAUGUACAUAAUUCUAAUUCUAAACUGUAAUCACUUUAUACACGUUAUCAAUUUGUAAAAAUGUGACCAGAAAAACAAAUUUGUUUUGGAGAACAAUAUGUUUUAAAAUAUCUAAUCUGUAUAUUAAAGUAGUCCAGGCAUUGUUCAGACUGAAGUUGUUGCAUACAUACUUGUACCAUGUUUUUCUUUGAUAUCUACUGUUCAAGUUAACUAUGCGACGUAGUUUACAAAUAAUUAUUUUAUUAUAG